AUCUCUCGAUCUCUAUCAACACAAUAACAUGAAGUGCUCGAAGAUCAUCUUUUUGUUUGCAACGGUUAUGGCUUUGGCCAUUACUGUGUCUGCAACAUCAGACCACGAAGAAUUGCUACUUGAUGAUGAUAAUUAUGAAGUCAUUGGAACCGAAACUUAUGAUAAUCCAGCAUUGCUAGAGAGCCAAAAACCAGCUUCACUUAGAGGGACUGGCCGUUUUCUUGCUCAAACAUGGCGUGUCGGUGUCACAAUGACAUGCAACACGUACCCUAGAGUUUGUCGCGUCAAGGGCAGCCCGGGACCAGAUUGCUGCAAGAAGAAAUGUGUGAACGUGAAGACGGACAGGCUCAACUGUGGCAUGUGUGGACAGAAGUGCAAGUACUCUGAGAUUUGUUGCAAUGGCCAGUGCGUGAACCUAAUGUCCAACAAGAAGCACUGUGGGGGAUGCAACAACAAGUGCAAGAAAAGGGGUUCAUGCGUGUAUGGAAUGUGUAGCUAUGCAUAGAAACAUGUAUGACAUAUAUAUAUGAAGCAUUUGUGCAGCUAUAUAUACCGUACUAGCUCAAUUUGUGUAUGUAGAUACAAAGAAUAAGUUAA
Cornus florida is the source of this 597-nucleotide messenger RNA. Its product is annotated as stigma-specific STIG1-like protein 1. Bases 29 to 505 code for a protein of 158 amino acids. NCBI's taxonomy places the organism in Eukaryota, Viridiplantae, Streptophyta, Magnoliopsida, Cornales, Cornaceae. The record is from RefSeq and is a predicted model, not a curated record. The transcript has a single exon.